GCGCUGGUGCACAACUUAUGCUAUACGCCGACUGCUCGUUGAAGACGAUCUUUCAUCGUCUAGAAUUUUUUUUCUUUUUAAUGUUGUUUCGAUGGAUAUAAAAAUCCCGGAACCGAGACAUAUCAUCUUGUUAGAUAGCACCGGGUUCUCGACGAGACUAGAAUUUAUCAGUUUUUUUUUUCAAAUCCCGGCAAGUUUGCGACGAUCUUAUUACUCCGCGUGAAGUCGCGCGCUAACUAGGGCGCUCAUGCUAACGUAAGCUAACGUGGGGCAGUUUUUGGACAAUGCCCGGUGGGGGUCGAGGUCCCGUCCUGAAUAUCAUCUCGCCCUAACAGCAUCCCCCAACAUGGCAGACGUCAUCGUCGUGGAUGAAGAGGACGUCCCUCGGCCGCCGUCCUCAACUUUGGCCUCGUCGUCCUCGCCCCGCCGAGUACAGUUGACCACCCCAACCCACGUCACCCAGUCGCCUUUCGCUUCGGCCAGCAAGAACAAGCACGUUCUGCAGGCGGAGAAUCACAAGUUGUUCUCUGAGUUUAUGGAGCACGUCGUGGCCGUGACCCAGGACUGCCCUCAGGUGUUGGAAUACCUGAAGAUGAACCACGCCAAAGCCCGUACAGACUACCUGUCGUCAGUGGAGUUCCGUAACAGUUUGGGCCGAUGUUUGACCCGCCUGGAGGCCAAGCGUUCCAGGGUAUUUGUCUACAUCUAUGAGCUGUGCAUGGUGCUCAAGCAGCACAAAGACAGGAGCAGGAAGAAGAAGAACCUUGAGACCCCCUCUACUUCCGCAUCGGAUUGUCUUCACUCUACCUCGUUAAAAAGUGAAAGCCAGACUGCCGAGACAGGCGCGCAAGUACAAGGGGGAAACCCGGCGGCCCAAGACGAGAAGCCUUCUACUUCGGGUCUCCAGAAAGACCAGCAGAAAGUGGAGGAAAAGGCAAGCAGGGCCUCCAGGAAGCAGAUUGCGUAUCUGGAGAACCUGCUGAAAGUCUACGACGACGAGAUCUGACGCCUGCAGCGGACCCAGAUGAUGAAGAUCUACAACAAGCUGUGCGAGCUGAAGGACUGCAGCUCGCUGACAGGGCGAAUCCUCGAGCGCAAAAUCCUCUACAGCGACACUAGCUAUCCUGAGAUCAGCAGGAAGAUCCAGCGCUACAUCAACAGCCCCGAUGUCUGUCUCAACCCGCCCGACUACCAGGACAUCCUCCAGCAGGUGCAGCUGGCCAGCAAGCGACACAACCUACGCCUGAGCAGCAAGGAGCUGGAGCGGAUCGCCCGCAAGGCCUUCGCCGACACUGGCAGCAAAAUCCAGCAGAGGCGCCACCACGACCUGCUCUACGACUUUGGCUGCCAGCUUACCAGUGAAUACAAUCCUGACAACGACCCGGCGCUGAAGGACCCCACGCUGCUCCGGAAGCUAGAGAACAACCGCGAGCUGGGUCUGAACCGCCUGGAGGACGUCAUCAACAAAUACGCCAUCCAACAGGACAACGCGGACAAGAAAGACAAGGCGCGGCGGCACGUCGAAGAGUCGGAUGAAGAAGAGGAGGAGGACGACGACGUGUCCUCAGAAGCAGACAUUGAAGAAGAGAUCCAGGCCAGCAGCCAGCAGGAUGGACCAGAUGACGACGAAGAUGGCGGCAACGAGGAGGAGAAAAUGAGCGGCAAUUCCAAUGAGGAAGUGCCGACGACGGGAAACGGCAGCGUAGCGGCGGCGACGGACAACGAGGCAGUCACCAGCCGCCUCCUCUCUGACGCCGGCAUCUCGGCGCUGUCGAGUCGCACAUCUGCCAGUGACAGCCCCAGCCAAUCGGAGUUCGCGGAGCCCUGCGAGUCCUCGCCUGACGAGAACGCCCCCGCCGCCGCAUCAGAGGAGCCCACACAUCCUGUCAAUCAGGUCACCAGCAACCAGAGCAGCGGCACGGACCCGGCAGUUACCUUCAACGGGGCACCCUUACCUCUCACGCUCGAGAUGACGUGUCACUCGCCCAUCACCAACGGCACCUCGCCACCACUUUCAUCAACGCCCUACUGCAGACUGAGCAGGAGCCACAAGAGGAAAAUACUGGACGCUACACCAAAGCAGAAUCACAUUGACGCCAACGACAGAGAGGUGGAGGUGCUGCUGGACAUGGGCGUCAUCUGCGCCUCUCCUCUGCGGGCCGUCGACCGGUCCGACUGCCAGCUGGUCAGCAGUUCACAAUCUCCACCCCCCAAGAAGUACAAAGUUAACGUGGCCACCCAGUGCGACCCCUUGGAGAUCAUCGAACUGUCCGACUCGGAAUGACCAAGGGUCACAAUUCCAAAUCAGUCUCUUAUCUUCUGUGAGUUGAACUUCCACUCAGGACAACCAAGGGGGCGCUGAAACGCCCGUCUGUUUACAUUUGUAUUCCUUUGUAAAAGUGCAUUGGAUGCUUUGGUUGGACCUCAUAUUGUGUGAUGACCUGUACGAUGGCAGAAACAUUUUAAGAUGAUGUGGGCUACACUGAGCUCUGUGCAUUUAGCAUCUUUAGCCUUUAACAAGAGUGUGAGUGGGCUACAGAGCGGUUGAGAUUUUAAGUUUGACUGUCAAAACCUUCAGUCUAAAAAAAAUAAAAUAAACUUUCAUUUUGUGUGCGUGCCAUUAUAUAUAUAUUUUUAAUAUUUAGCAGAUGUUCUUUCAUGCUGUCUGGGAGACACCUGUGAAAUUUUGCAAUAAAGUUACUAAGCUUUUGAAU
Molecule: messenger RNA, 2714 nt
Organism: Hippocampus comes (tiger tail seahorse)
Lineage: Eukaryota; Metazoa; Chordata; Actinopteri; Syngnathiformes; Syngnathidae
Gene: daxx
Product: death-domain associated protein
Exons: 11
Biological process (GO): negative regulation of DNA-templated transcription; nucleosome assembly; regulation of apoptotic process
Cellular component (GO): nucleus; PML body
Molecular function (GO): histone binding; nuclear androgen receptor binding; transcription corepressor activity
Source: RefSeq, a predicted model, not a curated record